AUGACGGUUAAUUCCGCUGUUCGUGCUUCCGGUGCGAGUGCCGCGGAGUUGGUCAUGGGGGGUCGGAUACUAGCACCCUCCGCAGCAUUAUUGGGUUCCAUGACCCAGGCCAAGGAGUUCGGGAUGGAGAUGGACGACACCACGGUCGAGGUAGACCCAUCGACGACGGGCCCCGUCCACAUCAAGUGGUGA
Messenger RNA from Perkinsus marinus ATCC 50983, 192 nucleotides. RefSeq lists its product as hypothetical. Bases 1 to 192 code for a protein of 63 amino acids. The record is from RefSeq and is a predicted model, not a curated record. Lineage: Eukaryota; Perkinsozoa; Perkinsida; Perkinsidae. The transcript has a single exon.